This is a messenger RNA of Pristis pectinata (smalltooth sawfish), 3445 nucleotides long. Its product is annotated as plastin-2-like. Gene Ontology annotation, molecular function: actin filament binding; calcium ion binding. The coding region runs from base 211 to 2091 and encodes 626 amino acids. Gene Ontology annotation, cellular component: actin filament bundle; actin filament; cytoplasm. The record is from RefSeq and is a predicted model, not a curated record. The transcript is spliced from 17 exons. Gene Ontology annotation, biological process: actin filament network formation; actin filament bundle assembly. NCBI's taxonomy places the organism in Eukaryota, Metazoa, Chordata, Chondrichthyes, Rhinopristiformes, Pristidae.
GAGAAGGGCAGUUUGGUACUGGCUGUCGCAAUGGACUGGUGGAAACUCGUAUCCAGAAGGGCUGGCGCAGGGGGUAGCAUAGGGAGCUAGCGUUCAGAACACUUCGCCAGGUGCAGGGAAGAACACUUGCAGGAGAAAGACAGUUGCAGAGUAAAAGCAAAGCUUACUUCACCAAGGUUAGCUUGCUUUCAUCAGAGAUAUUAGAAGAUCAUGGCAGAAAUACCACAGAUCUCUGAAGAAGAACUGCAAGAACUUAGAGAUGUAUUUUCAAAAAUUGACAUUGACGGCUCUGGAUACGUUGAUAGCAGUGAACUCCAAAAUCUAUUUAAAGAAGCCAAUCGACCAAUACCAGGCUUCAAAAUCCGUGAAAUGAUAGAACAUUUAACAGAAUCUGGAAAUCCAAAAGACCAAAUCAGUUUUGAAGACUUUAUUGAGCUUUUCUAUGGUUUAAAGAGCGAUGAUGUCGCUAAAACGUUCAGAAAACAACUCUUGAAGAAGGAGGGAAUCUGCGCUGUUCAUGGAACUGAAAAGUCUAGUGAAGGAACUCAGCACUCAUACUCAGAGGAAGAACGAUAUGCCUUCGUUAAUUGGAUCAACAAGGCUUUGGAAAAGGAUCCAGAUUGUCAGCAACUCAUUCCUAUGGAUGCCAACAGUGACACUGAACUUUUUGCUGCUGUUGGGAAUGGCAUUAUCCUUUGUAAAAUGAUCAAUCUCUCGGUGCCUGAUACCAUUGAUGAGAGGACAAUCAACAAAAAGAAGCUCACCCCUUUCACUAUACAGGAAAACUUGAAUCUGGCUCUGAAUUCUGCUUCAGCAAUUGGAUGCCAUGUAGUUAAUAUUGGUGCUGAGGAUCUAAAAGAAGGAAAGCCUUACCUUGUGUUGGGCCUUCUGUGGCAGGUCAUCAAAAUCGGUCUUUUUGCAGACAUUGAAUUGAGCCGAAAUGAAGCGCUAAUUGCCCUGCUUCGAGAAGGUGAAAGUCUGGAGGACCUGAUGAAACUGUCACCUGAGGAGCUGCUACUAAGAUGGGCUAACUACCACCUGGAAGGUGCCGGCUGCCAAAAAGUUAACAACUUCAGCAGUGAUAUUAAGGAUUCGAAAGCCUACUACCACCUUCUCAAUCAAAUCGCACCUAAAGGAGAUGAAGAGGGACAGGUUCCGAUUCCGGUUGAUAUGUCUGGUAUUAAUGAAAAAGAUGACUUGAAACGUGCAGAGUCUAUGCUUCAGCAAGCUGAUAAACUUGGCUGCAGACAGUUUGUCACAGCAGCAGAUGUCGUCCGUGGAAACCCCAAGUUAAACUUGGCAUUUGUUGCCAAUCUCUUCAACAAAUAUCCAGCUCUUCGGAAGCCUGAGAAUCAGGACAUAGACUGGAGCCUUCUGGAGGGUGAAACAAGAGAAGAAAGGACUUUCAGAAACUGGAUGAACUCACUUGGUGUGACUCCUCGUGUGAACCAUUUAUACAGUGACCUGGAUGAUGCCUUGGUGAUUCUGCAGCUCUAUGAAAAGAUCAAGGUCCCUGUGGAUUGGAGUCGGGUCAACAAGCCACCUUAUCCUAAACUGGGUGCUAACAUGAAGAAACUGGAAAACUGUAAUUACGCAGUUGAUCUGGGAAAGAACAAAGCCAAGUUUUCACUUGUUGGCAUCGCAGGUCAGGACCUGAAUGAAGGCAAACACAUGCCAACCUUAGCUUUAUUGUGGCAAUUAAUGAGGAGGUAUACCUUGAACAUGCUGGAGGAGAUUGGUGAUGGUGAAAAGGUUAAUGAUGACAUCAUUGUAAACUGGGUGAAUCAGACAUUAUCUGAAGCAGCAAAAAGCUCCGUUAUUUCUAGCUUUAAGGACAAAGAAAUUAGCACAAGUAUACCGGUACUGGAUUUGAUCGAUGCCAUUCAGCCUACAUCGAUCCGAUAUGACCUUGUGAAGACAGGAGACCUGACUGAUGAAGAGAAGCUUGAAAAUGCUAAGUAUGCCAUUUCAAUGGCAAGAAAAAUUGGAGCUCGAGUCUACGCUCUUCCAGAAGAUCUAGUUGAAGUAAAACCAAAAAUGGUCAUGACUGUCUUUGCAUGUCUGAUGGGAAAAGGAAUGAAGAGGGCCUGAAGGAUUUGAGCUGAAUUAAACUCUUCUUCUCGCAUAGUCCUACACUGGAUGCAACUUUCCAAAGCAGAACUUUCGCUCAGAAAAACUCCUGGUUUAUUUUACCUGGCUUUGCUAUUGCAGAAUAGAAUGAUAGAUCAAAGUUCCACAUUUCCCCAAACAUUACAUAAAAAUCUGAGGACAUUCUAGAACACAGGCUGAGCUGCAGAAAAAACUGCUAUGCAUCAAUCUAAACCAAAGAUAUUGGAUAACAUGAGAGUACUUUCCCAGUGCAGAAGCCAUUUAUCAUUUUACAAAUGCUAUAUUAUUUGGAGGGUGAAUUAUCAGAGCUUGUACAGCUGUCCUUUGGAUAUUUCCAAUUACGUCCACAGAGCAGUAUAGUGAAGAGGCCGAAGACAUUUGGCAACUCUUUGCAAUGACCCAAGUUUUGCUGGAGCAAGGCAUCAAGUACUAUGCCCUGUUAAGCUUGCUCACAUCAUCCAGGCUUUAAAAUUUAUUGCCCAAAAAAUUGCUGAUAAUAGUGAAAAAUUGAAAUACAUUAAAAAGAUAAAUGACUGGAUCAAGGGAGAUAUGAAAGGCAGAAAGAAAAAGAAAACAAAAAAUGCAGAAUUUUAUUUUCAAAAAUUUCCUCUGAACUAAUUCAGAGAUAAUGGAUGUUUUCACUACCAGCAAGAGAUGUUGAUUUACAGUCUUCUGUAAUUAUCACAUUGUUAAUUCAGUUGAUUCCUAGACAACUUUCUCUACCUUUUAAAUGUAAAAAUGUAGCAACUUCAUGGUAAUUACCAGGUUGUUCAGCACAAGAUGUUGUUAUCUGAAUCUAAUGGCAGAACAGUGCAAAUCAGCCCCUAACUUCAGGUAAUUUAUAACUCCUGAGCUCUCUUCCUCACUGCAAACUGCUGAUAGGUUUGUACAAAAAAAACAGCGUGUGUCGUUCAGGCACUUUUUUUUCCCAGCUAAAUCUAUACGAUUAUAAAUCGUCAUGUCAAUGAAAUUUCACAUCAUGGGUUGACACAUAAGACUUCUGCUGCAUCUAGAUUUAACCCUAAUUUGUUAUGCAAUGUGCACGUACUACAAAAGUUAUAUAAAAAAUUACAUUAAGCAGCUAGCACAUGCUUGAUGAAGACUUAAAUUUACUAGUUUCUGUAGUCUGCAUACAUUUUUCCCAGAAUUCACAGACAGCAAUAAAAAGGAAUAAAAAAAACAAGAUUAUUACUAUGUUCAUUUGUCCAUAGCAGCCAGGUGAUCUUUAAACAUGCUGAGUGUACGUACAUUAAGCCUGUCAAUAAUACAUUCUGAAUAACAUCCUCUAAAUAAUUACUGGUAAUAGUCCCGUAAAAUAAACUUGCAUGCAUAUUUA